AUGAUUAGCGCUCCCCUUGAAAAUGAAGAGGCCCAUCCUCUGAGACUGAGAGUGAAGGGUUUAAUGAACCAACGACGCUCUCCCAACAAUGAGGUGGUCCCUAAUGAUAAACAACAUAAUCCAACCAUUCAGAGGCCAGUUCACUCACUCAGGACACAGGAGAAAGACAUAGCAGCCACAGGCUUCCAGCGCUUCCUCAAUUUCCUCAAUGAAGGUGUGGACCUCAACAAGCUCUCAAAGAUAGUCAACGACGAAAAUGAGCUACUCAUUGUGGGCGAGGAGCUACCACAAGUUUGGCCGACUCUGCUCGAGGGUCAUGUUGACUCCAGCAGUAGAUCCAAGUCUUCUCCAGUUGAGGAGAAGAAGGUGAGGCUUGAGGAUGAGCAGCGAUAUGAGCGGAUGCAAACCCUGCUGGAGAUUGUUGGGCUGGACUUGGGGGUUGAGGAGUUGGGUCGGCUGACAGACAGGACCAAUGAUAGGCUAUAUGGAAAGAUGGGAGACUUGAAAAGGGACAGAGCCAGAGAAGGGGAAAGUCCUGCGAGAGAGAGAUGCAGGCAAAGAUGCUCUAGUACCAGAGACAAGGACAGAGGAAGAGACAGAUCUGAGAGAAAUCGAAAGGGAGACGGGCACAGACACUCUAGUACCAGAGAGAGAGACAAGGACAUACCGGUAGUCAGAGAAACAAACAGAUCAGAAAGGAACAGAGAUGAAGACUGGGACAGAGACUCAGAGAAGGACUGGGACGGAGGCAGAGAGAGAUCCCGGGACAGAUCUAGGAGAGACGGGAGCAGAUACAGAUCUGAGAGAGACGGGGACAGAGACCCAGAGAAAAGCAGAGACGGAGGCCGAGAGAAAGACCGGGACAAAGUGAGAGACCGGGACAGAUACAGAUCUGAGAGAGACAGAAAACGAGGGAGAGCCAAGGAUAUAGACAGGUGGCUGCAAAGGACCAGAGACGGAGACAAACGUUCUAGGACCAGAGACUGGGACAGCGAGAGAUCUGAGAGGGAUAGGUAUGGGGAUGAGUCCAGGGAAAGCUCCAUUGAGCUCUACUCAUACUCCAUGACCACUGAAUUCCCUGUUUCUCAUCCCCAUUCAUCUAUGAUGGCUACCUACUCUCCCACCCAGUACUCUCAGUUUAUGACGUACCACAGCAGCCCCUACACCAUGGCCUUCCCUCCGGGGUGGGGUUAUCUCACCCUGGCACCAUGCCCCUGGCACCAUGCCCCCUGGUAUUAUGCCCCCUG
Molecule: messenger RNA, 1247 nt
Organism: Oncorhynchus masou masou (cherry salmon)
Lineage: Eukaryota; Metazoa; Chordata; Actinopteri; Salmoniformes; Salmonidae
Exons: 2
Source: RefSeq, a predicted model, not a curated record